Colletotrichum costaricense is the source of this 234-nucleotide messenger RNA. RefSeq lists its product as uncharacterized. Bases 1 to 234 code for a protein of 77 amino acids. The record is from RefSeq and is a predicted model, not a curated record. NCBI's taxonomy places the organism in Eukaryota, Fungi, Ascomycota, Sordariomycetes, Glomerellales, Glomerellaceae. The transcript has a single exon.
AUGAUGGAAUCCGGUGUUUCCUUGAUAAAUUUCGGGGUGCUGUUGAUGAUUGUAACGAUGGUGGUGCAAGAUGUGCGGAUAGCUUCAAUUUGGACGAAGCGCGACCGAAUCACAACAGUCGGGGUCGGGGGUUGGGAAUGUGCGCGCAAUAUCAGAGCCGCAACACGCGAUAAACAGAGGGAAAAGUGCAUCAAACGAUGGAGAAAAAUUCGAGCAACAAAACAAAACAGUUAG